Molecule: messenger RNA, 33184 nt
Organism: Podarcis lilfordi (Lilford's wall lizard)
Lineage: Eukaryota; Metazoa; Chordata; Lepidosauria; Squamata; Lacertidae
Source: the annotation of a GenBank genome assembly
CGCCCCCUUGGUUGAGUACCCUUUUGGGUCGUUCCGAAGUUUGGAAUUAUUAUUAUUUUUUUGCAAUUUUGCAGCGGCUGCAAAAGGAGUCAGCGCCUUUUGGGAGCGGUAAGUUAAGUCGGGGAUUUGGGAGAAGGGGGCGAUCGGAGGCGAAGCGGCGGAUGGAGGGGAAUCCGAAGCAAGGAGUAAACAAGAUGCACACCGCUCUCCCCGCCUUCCUUUCCCACGCCUGCCAAAUCAAAAGGGAGAGCUUGUUAGCUGGUCUUCGCUGGGCCACAUACCCCACCGCGUGCUCUUGCGGAAAACAGAACCUCCACCUACAGGUGCAGUGUACCCCUGUAGGCCAGACGCUGUGCGGAACGGGGAGGAAAGAACAGCAACAACCAAAAAAAAAUCAGGGUAGGGUUGUUGCUUUAAUCUUUCGCUUGCAGGCUUCAGAACAUAAGCAGAGAUGAGCUGGAACACCGCUGGGAAGUUUUUAGUUGUUGUGUGUGUUGUGUUUUCUUUUUUAAAAAAACCACCUUUAUUGAAAUUUCAAAUAGUACAUAAUUAUACGUGCACUAAACAUGGUGAGACGUAAAUAAAGAAGAGAAAAGGAGAAAGAGAAACAACCUAUGUAGAAGGGAAAAUAAAGGGGGGAGGGGAAAACCCAAAACUAUAUAUUUUUGCAAGGUUGUUAUUGUUCUUCACCAGAUCUUAACCUAUUACAGUAUAUGUAAGAACGGAUUUCAAAUACAGUGGUACCCCUGGUUAAGUACUUAAUUCGUUCCGGAGGUCUGUACUUAACCUGAAACUGUUCUUAACCUGAAGCACCACUUUAGCUAAUGGGGCCUGCUGCUGCCGCUGCGCUGCCAGAGCAUGAUUUCUGUUCUCACCCUGAAGCAAAGUUCUUAACCUGAAGCACUAUUUCUGGGUUAGCGGAGGCUGUAACCUGAAGCGUAUGUAACCCGAGGUACCACUGUAUCAUUGAAUUUGUUCAUGGCAAGUCUGUGUUUAUAUGCAAGUUGUUGUUAUGUUGUGAGUUUGUGUGUAAGUCUUCAGUCCAAUUGUAGAAGGGAGCUGCAUUUUUAUUUUUUCAAUUCAUCAGUACAGUCAUAUCUCGUGUUGUGUCCGCUUCAUGUUGCAUCUUUUCGCGUUACGUCCCGCGGCAACCCGGAAGCACCGGAAUGGGUUACUUUCGGGUUUCGCCGCUCACACAUGCGCAGAAGCGCUAAAUCACGCUAUGCGCAUAAGCACCAAAUCACGCCGUGCGCCUGUGCAGACGCAGCACUUUGAGCUGAGGGCAUUUCAUGUUACAGACGGGCCUCCAGAAUGGAUCCUGUCCGUGACACAAGGUACCACUGUAUCAGUCUUUUUGCUGUGGUAAGGGCACGGAGAGUCCACUCCUAUUGUCCUUUUGUAAGGUUCCAUGUCCUGGGUAUAUAAUUCAAGAGGAUAUUUUGCUCUGUAAAUGUAAGGUUGUUCCGUACAGUUCUGUUGAUGGUUUCAGUUACCUCCUGCCAAAAUUAUUUCAAUAUAGGACAAUGAAAAAACAUGUUUUAAAGAAGCAUUAUCCCUAUUGCAUCUCCAGCAGAACGUAAGCAGAGACUAGCUGGAACACCGCUGGGAAGUUUUUAAAAUAAAAAAAUCCUUCCAGUAGCACCUUUAAGACCAACUAAGUUAGUUCUUGGUAUGAGCUUUCGUGUGCAAGCACACUUCUUCAGAUACACUGAAACAGAAGUUGCCAGAUCCUUCUAUAUAGUGAGAAGGUGGGGAGGGGUAUUACUCAGAAGGGUGGUGGGAAUUGGAGAUUGGCAGAUAGCUGAGAUGAGCCUGCUGACGACUCUUAACGACUGUAAUAGGUCUUACAGGAAAAGGCAAGGGGUGAGAAGGUGAGAAAUGGCUUAGUCAUGUAUAAUGGGAUAAGAAUCCAAUGUCUUUGUUCAAACCAGGUUUCUCCAUGGUUUUAAGUUUGGUAAUGAGUUGCAAUUCAGCAGCUUCUCUUUCCAGUCUAUUUCUGAAAGUUUUUAGUUUAGUUUUUAGUUUAGAGAACUAAAGUUUUUAGUUUAGAGAAAAAGUUUUUAGUUUAGAGAAAAAGGAAAGGGAGGUGCAGGAUGGAGGUGUAUAAAGUUAUGCAGAGAGAAUAUUUUCUCCCUCUCAGUUCUAGAACUCCGGAACAUCCAACGAAGCUGAAUGCUGGAAGGUUCAGGCAGAUGAAAGUACUUUUUCACCCAGUGCAGAGUUUAACUACAGAAUUCGCUCCCUUGAGCUGCUGUGGAUGAUCACCAACCUGUACUGGUGUAAACGAUUAGAUAAAUUCAUGGGGGAUAAGGCUUUCUACUUUCCAUAGCCGCUGGCCUGCCACAGCAUGGGCCUAGCAGGGAGGGGGUCAGCUGCUCCUCCAGUAAAUAAAUAAAAAUACUUAACAAACUGGCCAAUCGCAUCACAGCUUGGUUCUGCCCCCCCAAAAAAGUCCUGUCCCCCAAACAUAAAUUAUGGCUACGCCCAUGAGUCACGAUGGUUAUGCUUUACCUCUGCUGUUGAAGGCAAUAUAUACCAGGUGAUGGAGACCACAGAAAAGGAGGUUUCCAUCUCGAACUGUCGGCUUCCCUUUGAUGCAUCUGUUUGGCAACUGUGAGAACAGGAUACUGGCCUAGAUGGGCCAUGGGCCUCCUCCAGCAAUGCUCUUUCUAUGUUCUUGGACUGAGGCUCCGUCCCGAAACUGCAUCUGAAAGAAAUGGGCGUUGCUGUUCUUUUGCAAGGGGGGAGUGAUAAAUUUUAUUCUUUCAGCUUUACAAAAUAUGACAUUUAGAGCACUGCAAACACUAUUUGAAUGUUCAUAUAUGAUUGACCAUUCACAAAAUGCUACUCAUUUAAGAUAUCCACCUCCUGGCUUAAUAGGACAGUUAAAGCAUCACAAAACCCACUUUCAAUGCUUUCUCCUUCAAACUUCUCAGCCAAAUAUUUGACUCCCAGAACCUAUGGCUUUGCUGCUGCUUCCGUUGUUGUGGGUUUCUCGUUAAAGCCAGCAGGUUUGGCUGGCACCAGCUGUUCCCAAAUCUGCUUUAAGAAUUCAUAUUUGCUUGUCUUUGAGCUUCUGUUCCUCAUCCUCUCUCUCUUUCUCAUUACAUACCGUACAUUUCAUUUAUGUUUGCACCCCAACAUAUGCACACAAAUCUCUUUGUGCUCUGGGUGUAAUUUGGGCUCCAGGAGGAAGUUUAUGGAGGUUCUUGAUGGAGAGAAAAUAGGGGAAAUGUUGGGAAUGCGAUAUCAGAAUGCAACCAUGCAGCUGACAUGAUCAAAGGGACAGUGCAUCUUCCCUGCAUGGAGGGGGUGGGGAAUUAUUAUUUUUUGGCCUCUGGCUUGGAUAGCUCUGUCCUUAAAGCAGGAGACCUAUCUCAGAGUUGUGGGUUCAAGCCCCACGUUGGGCAAAAAGAUACCUGCAUUGCAGGGGGUUGGACUAGAUGGCCCUUGUAGGUCCUCCAAACUCUACAAUUUUGUGAUUCUGUGUGACCGUUCCUUCCCCAGAAGGGAUUGCAGCCCUCAGAUCGAAAAAGUUCACCCACCUCUUCUGGACGGUGAACAGCCUUUCUGAUGUGCUUGCCUUUGCCACGAGUAGCCACGUGAGGAGGCGACGCUGUUUAUAGGUUUUGAAUUUGGUUUUCAAUGUUUUAUCUACGUUCUUCUCUCAUUUUUUAAUUGUAUUGCUUUAUCACUGAUGGUUUUGCCGCCUUUGGGAGGAAGAUCUGGAAAUACAUUCCAAUUAAACAAUCGAUGGGCAGCAUUUAACCAAGUCCCAUUGCAAUUAAUGAGACUGAGCUGGUUUGGCAUGUCAAUUUCCCUGGGUCUGCUUUCAGUUGGAUGAGCAAUAAAUAAAACCCAAUAAGAAUUCCCUGCGAAGAUGUUCAGAACUUGUCUUCCAGAUUCCCAGACUAGAGGCGCUCUUCUGCAGCUCUUUGAGGGUUAAAUCCACCGAGCUGCAAUUGCUAGAGAGGGAGGAGGCUUGGGAGGGAAGGGAGGGAAGAAUGGGAUUGCAUUCAUGAAUGCCACUUCCUGUCUGCUGCCUUUGCCAACUGGGAUUUUGAAUUAUCUUUGCAAGCGGCUGGAGAAAGAUGUCUCAGAGCAGUGAAUUGAAGGUACCCGGGAUGAUGGGUGGAGAGGAGGAGGAGGAGGAGAAAAAAACAAUGGGGAGGAAAAGGCAGAUUGGGGGCAGGGGCAGGAAAAGCGGAUUUGGGCAGGCAAGUCGAAAAGUGCUGUGGAAAAAUCCCAUAAUAACUAAAGAGGCAGGAAAUCGCUCCCUGGCACGGUCUGGUAACAAGAAAGAGGGAAAUAAACACAAUCAGUGCCUCUUGGGCUCAGAAGCUGAGAGAAGGGAUGCCUGAACUAAUAUAUAUGCAUUUCAAGAGAGAUCCUUUCCCCCUGGGGAUUGGGACUAAGCUGGGAACAACCUCUGUCGAAUUGGCCCUGCAGCAUCUUACGUGGGUGUUCUAGAUGUGGGAUGUUUGUGAAUUCUUUCCAUGUUGCUCUUUAAUCUUUUAUUACUUGUGCGGUAGGAGAGAGCUGAAUUCAGCAGGAGUGGCACAUCUCACUGCCGUGAAAAUUAAGAACUACCUUAACUACCACAGACUAGUGGUCUGUGUGGGCCAGAAUAUUCUACAUCGGCAAUGGCUCAUCCCAGGGGCAUUUCUGGGUACCUUAAAAACUUGGGGAAGGGAUGUAGCUCAGUGGUGGAGCAUUUCCCUUGCAUGCAGAUGUUUCCAGGCAUGUCUAGGUAGCACUGGGAGAGAGUUGUGGCCUGGAUUCUGGUCUGACUGUAACAGAUUACAGAACUGGGUCCAAACUAACAAAAUGAAUUUCCAUAGGGACAAAGUUCUGCACUUGGGCAGGAAGAACCAGAGGCACAAAUAUAAAUAUGGAGGACACUUGGCUUAACAGUAGUCCAUGUGAAAAGGAUCGAGGGGUUCUGAGUAGACCACCAGCUUAACAUGAGUCCACAUUGUGAUGCAGCAGCAAAAUAAGCUAACGCUAUUUCAGGCUACAUCUGUAGAAGUAUAGCGUCCCGAUCAAGGGAAGUCAUAGUACCGUUCUAUUCUACCUUGGUCAGACAUUUGGAGUACUGUUUCCAGUUCUGGGCACCAUAAUUUAAGAAGAAUACUGACAGGUUGGAACAUGUGCAGAGGAGGGUGAUCAAGGGUCUGGAAACCAAGCCUUAUGAGGAACAGUUGAGGAAGUUGGGUAUGUUUAGUCUGGGAAAAACGAGACGGAUAGCCAUCUUCAAAUACCUAUAAAGGGCUGUCACGUGGGAAAUGGAGCAAUCUUGUUUUCUCUUGCUCAGGAGGUAGGAUUCAAACCAUUGGCUUCAAGUUACAAGAAAGGUGAUUCCAACUAACCAUCAAGAAGAACUUUCUGAUGUUGAGAGCUGUUCAUCCGUGGAACAGACUCCCUCUGGAGGUUGUGAACUCUGCUUUCUUGGAGGUUUUUAAGCAGAGGUUGGAUGGGAAUCUAUCAUGGAUGUUUUAGUUGAGAUUCCUGCAUGUCAGAGCAUUGGACUAGAUCACCCUCAGGGUCCCUUCAGACUCUACCAUUUUAUGUUUCUGAAACAAUUUUUCACUUUCCGAAAGAAUGCAUGAACUGAAAUACACGGCUGUUGUUUGAAACCCACACUUUGCUGAAUUUUGCAGAGCAAAAGUAGUUGUCAAGUAGUGUGUGCAGAAAUGCAUGCACUGGGAUAAAGCGUUCAUAUACAUGCAUAUGCUGGCAAAAAUGAUGCACACAACUGCAUUAUGCCAGGGGAAAUAGCUUUGGUAUAUUUAGCAAACUUGCACACAAAAAAGGUGUAUGUUAGGAGACAUUUGCACUAAAAUGCUGUUGAAUUUUCAUGCUUUAAAAGAAAAUUGCAAACUGGCAAAGAGAACUUAAGAUUGGACAAUGAAAGACUUAAAGAAAAAAUUGCCCAUCUCCAGUGCCCCCAUAUGGUUAAAUAAUAAAGGAGACAAGGAACAGGAGAUUCGGCCCCCAGUGUAAAAUACCUGGGGCUCACUGCCCCUUGGGCUGUGCCCUAAUAAGACCCCUGGCUAUUCCUAUCACCUGCUACUUGUUCUUCGCUUUAGCUGACUCCCAGCAAAACAAUACAGCCUUGUAGCAAUUUAGGGACUAACACAUUAUUAUCACUAUUAUCACUGCUUUUUUUCUGGGAGGACACAGGGGUAUGCCUAAACAUUUUGUGAAUCUUUGCACUUUUGUCCAUUUACUGCAUUUAUUUUUCUCAGUUUGAACUAUAAAAUGGUGAUUUUCUUGAGUCAAAAUGAGAGUACCCCUAAACAUUUUUUUAGGAAAAAAACACUGAGUAUUAUUGGUGGUAGUAGUACUAGUAGUAUUAAUUACUUAGUUGCUUGUUACCAAAAAGUUAAUACUACUAGUACUACUACCACCAAUAAUACACAUAACAGCAUAAAUACAUUAUGCUGUUAACAGAGUUCAUAUAAGACAGCUGCAUAAUUAUGCAUAUUAUAAUUUUUUGUAGGAUAUUAUCCACUUAAUCAGAUGCAUGAAGUAUUUAUCCUGAGUUGCAGGUGUAUGUGGGCAUGUGUGAUACAUAAAACACACCCUCGCACAGGCACACAUGGUAGUGGGAUGUGCAAGAUGGGGAUUGUAAAUAGUGAGGUCAGAAGGAACAGAAAUGCAGAAGAGUAUGGGCGAUGUUUAACCAUGGCCAUUCACAGAAAAAUAAUAAUGGUUUGUUCAUUUAUAUAUCUAUUCUGCUCAGGGCAUCAGACAGCAACAAGAGAAAAACAGUACGAUACAAAGGAAAAUAGAUUUAAAUAAAGGUUUAAACAUUUUUUUUAAUCUAAUUUUUUUUGGGAACAUUUGGAACACCUAAAACAAUUAAAUUUGAUAUCACUGGCAUCCUGGCAUUGGAAAGGCAAUUGACACAUGAGGUAUGAUGAAAGAAAACAAGGAAUUCUAAGACUUUGUUCAAAUCUAAUCCAUAAACUGAACCUCUUGAGGAACUGUAAUUUGGAAGUUUUACAUGGCAGUUGCCAUUUCAAGUUCCUUUGUUCCAGGAUUAUUGCUUUAAUGGUGGUUACAGAGUGUCCUGGAAGAUGAAAAUGUCCUCCCCACACCAGGGUUUUGGAUAUUGCCAAUUUUGUUGUCAGAUUUUUGUCCACUUGUUCUUUUCUGUAGACCAGGGAUGGUAAACCUGGGGUGCUCCAUAUCUUGUUGAACUCUCAACUUCUGUCAGUCCCAGCCAGCUUUUAGCACAUACUGAUGGGAUAAGGGAUUUUGGGGAGUUGUGGUCCAGCAACACCCCAAUGUUUCCACCCCUGGUGUAGACUCCACACUGUAGAGCCCUAUGUUAUAUAUCCUCUGUAGAAUGCAGAACAGUGCCAUUGGCAGAUGGUGGGGCCUUGUGCACUGCCGCUGAAUAGCAGUAAUAAUAAUAUCACCUUCCACACGUGUCUCAAAGCGCUGUACAGUAUACUAAAAUGGCUGAAAACAACACAGAAAACAACAGCAGAUAAAUUUAAAAACAAUACCAGCUAAGCGAGGUCUGUUUAUCCAGCUAGGAAAGUUUGCUGGAACAGAAAAGUUUCAGUUUGUUUCCAGAAAGUGUAGAUUGCGGAUGCCUGUUGUAUCUCGAGAAUAAUACUAUUACAUGGGACAGCAGAAGACACACUAAAAUCCUGUGGAGCAGGAUUCUGCUAUAACAAUAACAAUAUAUUUAUACCCUGCCCAUCUGGCUGGGUUUCCCCAGCCACUCUGAGUGGCUCCCAACAAAAUAUUAAAAACACGGUAAAACAUCAAAGAUUAGAAACUUCCCUAAACAGGGUCUAUUUUUGGAACUUGCAGGCAGGGCUGCCUCAGGCAGCAGAAUCCAAGGGGCGCCUCCCUGGCAUGCCCCCACUGCCAAAUAUUUGGGGGCAGUUCUUUUUUCUGGGUGUAUUCAAGGGUGUGCAGUACCGGCACCUUUCUCCCACAAAUGUUAAAAGUGUAACUUACUGUAACAAGUUCACGGUGAGUACUGGAAUCUUUUUUCCUUAAAAAAAAGAUCUUUGGGGGGCACGUAGGCUUCACCCCACAUAAUCAAUUGCAAGACGCAGUACACAAACAACAUUUGAAUAGCAAUUACCAUCAACAUGAGGGGCGGCCCCCUCAAAUAUUUUAUUGGGGGGGGGGACAGGACCUUGGCCCCUAAGAGUUUGCUCCUAUGAUGCUAGAGAAGUGAGGAGAAGCUGAUCUAGUGGCUUCUGGGUUUUAGGGAGAACUUGCAAGAGUCCUGCAAGAUCACACGGGGAGGCUCCUGCAGUGCUUUCUCAUGAUCUCGCCAGAACGCAGAAGCUGCAGCCGUGUAAGUGGGGCUUUGGUGAGGGCGGCAAGCGGGGUCCAUGGCAUGAAUGCAAAGCGGCACCUUCCCAUUUUGCCUCAGGCGGCGAAACAGGACAAGCUGCCUCUGCUUGCAGGAGAAGCUCUCCUGCCAUUGCUGUUACCUCUCAGGUGCCUCUCAGGUAGCCUCAUCUCUGAGCUUACCUGUUAUGUGUUAGUACCAACACCUUGAACUCAGCAGGUAUCAGAUUGGCAGCCACUGCAAAUACUGCAGACAAGGUGUUACAUACUGGCAACCUGCUGUGGCCUCUUUUCUUCCUCAGAAGUAGCCAGUGGAGAAAUUGAGGAGGGGCAGGAAUAAGCCAGAGUUGCAGCACAGUCAUAAGGGUGGGUCUGUGAAUCAGUGACUGCCAGCCCCCAAUAAUUAUUUGCAAGGAUAUUUGGGGAAGGGCUGUAGGUAGCUCAGUGGUAGAGCACAUGCGUCCCAUGGAAAAGGUCCCAGGUUCGAUCCCCCACAUCUCCAGGUAUUUAUUGUUGUUUCUUAGAUUGAUUUACCGCCUUUCAUCAUAAGAUCUCAGGGUGGUUUACAAAAUAAAAUACAGGAUAAAAACACAAGUAAACAAUUAAAACAAAACAGCAAAACAAUAGUGCCCCCCCUUCCUGCAGAUACAGUGGUACCUCGGGUUACAUACGCUUCAGGUUACAGGCUCUGCUAACCCAGAAAUAGUGCUUCAGGUUAAGAACUUUGCUUCAGGAUGAGAACAGAAAUCAUGCUCCGGCGGCACAGCAGCAACGGAGGCCCCAUUAGCUAAAGUGGUGCUUCAGGUUAAGAACAGUUUCAGGUUAAGUACGGACCUCCGGAACGAAUUAAGUACUUAACCCAAGGUACCACUGUACAUUUAAAAGGCUGUAGAAUAUUAAUCAGCAAAAGGCCUGGUUGAAAAGGAACGUUUUUGCCUGGCACCUAAAAAUAUACAGUAGUACCUCAGGUUAAGUACAUAAUUCGUUCUGGAGGUAUGUUCUUAACCUGAAACUGUUCUUAACCUGAAGCACCACUUUAGCUAAUGGGGCCUCCUGCUGCCGCCGCGCCGCCAGAGCACAGUUUCUGUUCUCAUCCUGAAGCAUCUUAACCUGAGGUACCGUAUUUUUCGCACCAUAGGACGCACCGGACAAUAGGACGCACUUUGUUUUAGAGGGGGGAGAACAAGAAAAAAAAAAUUCUCCCCCUCUCUGCCCAGCGCCCCUUCAGCGAAGCGGCAGGAGGCGCUGCACAGAGAGGGGGAGAACUUUCCCCCUCUUGUUUUCCCGCUCUAAAACAAGGUGCCGUUUAAGGUGCGUUCAGGCGGCUACCUUGGAAGCCUGGAGAGCGAGAGGGGUCGGGAGCAGCGGAAAGGCUCCUGCGUCACCUCUCCAGCUGGGAGAGGGUCGCGGGGGGCUUCUUUAGCCAGGCAACCCUGUUGCACAGAGGUUUUGCUUUUGAGGCACCUGCUUGGACACCAUGAGGACAGGGCUCUUGUUAAGACCUCACGAACUACAUGGACCAGAGGUCCAGCUCUGAAGAGUGUAGCUUCCGACUUCCCUCUCCUUCAUUUGUUGCCUGGUAUUCAAAAGUACAAAAAAUAAUAAUCAAAAAAAUUAGGAUGCGGGUGGUGCUGUGGGUUAAACCGCAGAGCCUAGGACUUGCAGAUCAGAAGGUCGGUGGUUUGAAUCCCCACAAUGGGGUGAGCUCCUGUUGCUCAGUCCCUGCUCCUGUCAACCUAGCAGUUCGAAAGAACGUCAAAGUGCAAGUAGAUAAAUAGGUACCGCUCCGGCGGGAAGGUAAACGGCAUUUCCGUGCGCUGCUUUGGUUCAUGCUGGCCACAUGACCCGGAAGCUGUACGCCGGCUCCCUCGGCCAAUAAAGCGAGAUGAGCGCCGCAACCGUAGAAUCAGUCAUGACUGGACCUAACGGUCAGGGGUCCCUUUACCUUUACCUUUAUUCAAAAGUACAUUGUCUCUGACUCCACAGGUUUCAUCUUGCAGCUGUGGCUAAUGGCUGCCGAGGCUGGAUGUGGUUCUGGGGGAAGGUGGGGUGGCCAGAGAGAGAGACUGCCUUUUUCCCGUUGCUGCUUUUUGACCCAUAAAAGCUGCUGUUUGUUGGGAUGACGAGCAAUGGGUGGGGGAGCACUCUGCAUAUUAGAAGUGCUCUGUCAAAUCCUUUUAUUAGAUUAAUAAAAAGCAAGGCAGUCUCUGGCUCUAGGCUAAGCGCACCAAUGAAGAAGCAGCAGGCCCCAGAUGCAUCAGAGUGCAUGCCUCCCUUUUAACCCCCACCCAAAAUAAAACAGGAUAGGAUACACUGCGCUCCCCGCCCCUUGCAUCCCUAUUCUGGAUGGCGAAGGGCCUCUUCUCGGACCAGCUAUGUAGACUCCCCACCACACCCUGAGACAUACACCUCUUUCAGCAAGAUCUGUGCCUAUUUUAUUUUUAUUUUUUUAAAAUCCCAGCCUGCAUUUUAUGACCCGAAUAGCAGGGUACAAAUUAUAACAGCAGUAAAGUGCUGGUGGAGGAAAGCUGGAUUUACCACUGCAGCAGCCAAUGUGGCAAGGCAGAGCUCUCAAAAUAAUUACACAAGCAGAGAGAGAGAGAGGGAGGGAAGGAAGGGUAACUUAGCUCAGAGUAUCUGCUGGGUGUGCAGGAGGUCCCCAGGUUCAAUCCCUGGCAGUUCCAGGUAGGGCUGGGAAAGACUCCCUGCGCACAUUCUCCCUAUACAGUUAAAGGACUUGGAUGCCACUUUAAGCAGUCUUUACCUUUAAGGUAAAGGUAAAGGUACCCCUGCCCGUACGAGCCAGUCGUGUCCGACUCUAGGGUUGUGCGCCCAUCUCACUUAAGAGGCCGGGGGCCAGCGCUGUCCGGAGACACUUCCGGGUCACGUGGCCAGCGUGACAAGCUGCAUCUGGCGAGCCAGCGCAGCACACGGAAACGCCAUUUACCUUCCCGCUAUAAAGCGGUCCCUAUUUAUCUACUUGCACCCGGGGGUGCUUUCGAACUGCUAGGUUGGCAGGCGCUGGGACCGAGCAACGGGAGCGCACCCCGCCGCGAGGAUUCGAACUGCCGACCUGAUGAUCGGCAAGUCCUAGGCGCUGAGGUUUUACCCCCAGCGCCACCCGCGUCCCGUUAAGCAGUCAUGGCUUCCCCCAAAGAAUUCUGGGAGGUGUCAUUUGUUAAGGGUGCUGGGAGUUCUAAGGAGAUACCCUAUUCCGCUCCCAGAGCUACAAUUCCCAGAGUUCCCUGGGAAGAGGGAUUGAUUGCAAAACCACUCUGGGAAUGGUAGCUCUGUGAAUAUUGGAGUAUGUGAAAAAUUGCAUUGAAAACGAGCUUUUUCAUUAGGAUUUCCACCCCCCACAAAAUUUGGCAGAUUUCUACGGAAAUGUGAAGAAUUGGAGGUGAGAAAAACGAGAAGCAUAGAACUGAAAUGAACAGAUUUUGUCUAUCUCUAUCCAUCUCUAUGUUUUCGGGUUCAAGUUUCUAAUGCUUUUACUUAAAGGUUCAAACCAUACAUUUAAAUUACUAUGAUACUGCUGUCAACAGUGCUGGCUUCUCCCAAAUAAUUCUGGGAGCUGUGGUUUGUGAAGGGUGCUGGGAAUUACACUUCUCAGAGUUCCCUGAUGGUUAUACCAAUGUGAUGGGAAAAGGGAGGCUCCUAACAACUCGAAGCGCCCAGAAUUCUGAAGCCAUGGCUGUUUAAAAUGGUAUCAUAUAGUGCAUGAGACAUAUGAAGUGAAUGUGGCCUCCAUGACCCAACUGUAUUGCUGUGGAAGCAAGCUUUGUGCUUCCACAGGGCUCUUCCUGGGCCACCACCUCCAAUCGCUAAAGCAGGGUGGGGAGCCUGGGGCCCCCCAGAUGUACGACUCCCACUCCCAGCAGCCCCAGCCACCGUGGCCAAUGAUCAGAAUAAUGGGAGUUGCAAUCCAGCAACAUCUGGAGGGCCACAGAUUCCCCAUUCUUGUGCUAAAGUUUGUGUAAUAUAUCUGGUUUCGGUAGAGAGCCUGAUCAUAGUCAUCACACGUGUGCACAGACUUUUCACUGAGUCGCGGAUGUUGCCCUCUGCAUUUCACUCUUCAUCCAAAGCACAGGAGAGCGAUGAAGCACACUGUAGUUCACAAAAGCUUGUGCCAUAAUAACAGUAUUAAGUCUUCGAGGUGCCACAAGGCUCUUUGUUCUUUUUUGCAGAAUAAAGUGUGGCAAAUGUCAGUGUAGAACCACAGAAGUGUAUCACAGCAGCCACAAAAUUAAGCUAGGAAUUGGGAAUGUGCCCUAGUAAAUAUCCGCUUAGAUGCAAGCUCAUUAGGAGGCCUUAAGCAAGCCUCCCCUACUCUUUUUCUUUUUUCUUUUUUUUUAAAAUAAGCUUAAAAGAAUUGUAUCAGGUUUGCUUCUUUUCUUCCUGGCAGAGGUUCUGUGUCUGACUUUUUAAGAGGUGCGCAUAACUGGCAGGGACUCUUAAGAUUAUUAUUUAUUUAUCUCAUUUAAUGGUUUGGCGCCCUGCUUUUCUUGUAAAAUAAAACCAAAGCAGCCCGCACCAGGGAAUCAACAGAUUAAAGCCAUUCAUCAUUAAAAACAAUAAAAGCAGCAGAACUGAAGCAGAUCGCAAAAGUAACAAAGAGGCCAGCAAAAUAAAAUCGGUCUGUAAAAUGGUAACAAAAUUGCGGGGGUGGGGUGGGGUGAGGAGGUGGCAGCAUUGCAAAGCUACUCGGAGCUGCUGCCAAAAGCUUUUAAUUGGUGAGGAAUAAUAAACCAGGGCUACUCUCCUUGGUGUGAGGCUUCAGAAAGUAGGUGAUCAUGGAGCAGGACCUCCAUUGCUGAGAAGAGAGUACGCGGCGUGUAAAGUGCCAGCUGGAGCCACCAACCUUUUGGGGCUGGUGGGCACACUGGGAAUUUUGAGAAAUCACCAUGGGCACCAGUCACAAAAUGGCUGUCAUGGAUGCAUGACAUAACACAAGAUGGCUGCCAUGGGAACGUGGCGUGAGACAAAAUGGCUGCCACAGCUGAAAGAGAAGGAAGAGAGACAGGAACACAAAAUGGAGCGGAUAUGUGCCCCAUCCUCAAAUCUGGCACCCCGUCAAAUGAGGAAAGGGGUCUAAACCAACCACCGCUGUGGUCGCUCACUGAGCAAAGCUCUUUGCACCUCUCUUCUGUUCAGAAUAGGAGGGAGAGAAGGGGUUCAGUUCUGGCGUUCGGUAAAAAUGUGGGCAUGGGAAUGUGUGUGCUCAGUGUAGGGGAUGCUGAGCCAAAGUAAACAGUCCCUCAUGCAUCGUGUACUCAGCAGGAUAUUUGCUGAGACCUUUUGUGCAUGCCUUAGGGAGGUACGUGUGGCUGGGCCGUCAAGUGCAGUGGAGGACCUCCAGGUCACAUCCACACCAUACAAUUUGAGCACUCUUAAGCCCACUUUCAAUAGUCAUGGCUUCCCCCAAAGAAUCUUGGGAACUAUGUCCAGGGUCCUGACGGUUGUUAGGAGAACCCCCUCACAGAGCUACAGUCCAUAACAGGCUUAACAAACUACAGUUUUCACAUUUGGCGGGGGUGGGUGGGUGGGAGGGAGGACACACAAUGACUGUUAAAACUAGUGUUAUAAACAUGUGGUGUGACCCCCAGUCAUAUCCACUUGUAGUUGCAUUAAAUGAGGAAAGGCGCCAUAUUGUCCUUCCGCCUCAGGCAGGGAAAGGCCUCAAGCCAGCCUUGUAGGUGAUAGAGGCAAUUUUGCUGUGCCUCGCCAUAUUCAUGAACAUCAGCUUUAUGCUUGUAGCGUUGGAGAACGCUUGCUAUUAUUUAUUUAAAUUCCAUUUAAUAAUUGCUUCCCAGAAAAUGCCUCGAAGCAAUUUCACAAUGAAAACCAGCAGCAAUAAAAGCAAUUGCACAGUGACCUAUAUAUUAAAAUGAAAAACAACAACGCAAGGGAGAACAACAACAACUAGAAACGCUUUCAUAUGUAAAAGCAAUUAAAAACCACUUUUGUAUGUAAAAUCAAUUUCAAAUCCGACGCCGAUAGAAAAUGGGAUAAAUAUCUCCACUUAAAAGGCUCUUUGAAAAAGGAAGGUCUUCGAUAGGCAAUGGAGACUUUGCUUGUCUGAUCUGUAAUGGGGAAGGGGCUUCUGAGGGCAGGUACCAACAUGCUAAAGGCCCGAUUCCUAUAUCGUGAUGUGGUAAUAACUACAGAAGGUCCUCUCCUGCAGAGUACAGGGAUCAGAGAUCUCAAGCCCUUACUAAAAUAACAUGAAGAAUCAGAAAAUGAAUGGAAAUUAAGCUUUCUGUUGCAAGGAAGGCAGCCUCUCUUGCACUAAAGUUAUUUGGAAUCCAUUGCAGAACAACUGUGGUGGAGAUCCUGGGUUUUACUGAGUAGACCCACUGAAAUUAAUGGACCUUCGUUAGUUGUGUCUGCUCUGGGCAUGACUAACACUGGAUAUGCAUGAGGGCGCAUAUCCGAUGGGCUUGCCGAGCAGAAGGUCAGCGGUUCGAAUCCCUGCGACGUGGUGAGCUCCUGUUCUGGUUAAGCUUCUGCCAACCUAUCAGUUCGAAAGCACACCAGUGCAAGUAGAUAAAUAGGUACUGCUGCGGCAGGAAAGUAAGCAGCAUUUCCUUGUGCUCUGGCUUCCAUCAGGGUGUCCCGUUGUGCCAGAAGCAGUUUAGUCAUGCUGACCCGGAAAGCUGUCUGUGGACAAACGCCUGCUCCCUUGGCCUGAAAGCAAGAUGAGCUGCGCCACACAACAGUCACUUAACCAUCCAGGAGUCCUUUACCUUUUACUUUUUUUUUUUUUAAUUAAUAUUUAUUGCAUUUUAAAGGAUUACAAAAAGAAAAAGUUAAAAAACAGCAUAAUUAAGAAAUACAAAACAUCACAUCACGAUAAUAUAAAAAAAAAGAAGAAACAAGAAGAAAAAAAGAAAAAAGAAAAAAUACAAUACAUCUUCCCAUAACUUAUCUUUCAUUUGCUUAUUUCCUUGAUCUCCUCACACCUCCCUUUUUUGUAUUCUAGUUCAAUUAGCUAUUUCAGCAAAUCCUUUCCAUCUUUUCCAGUUUUUGUCCUCUAUUUCUAUCUUAAUAUAAUGUAACUUUACUUUCCCUCCUUCACCAUUUAGCAAUCUAUUUUUCCUUAAUCCUUUAUAGCAUUUCUGCUAAAACCACAUUAUUUCAUUCCAACAUCCUUCUAACAUUCCUUAAUUUUACAAUGUUUCUGUAAAUAAGCUUUAAAUUUCUUCCAAUCUUCUUCCAACCAACUCUUCUCCCUGGUCUCGGAUUCUGCCAGUCAUUUCCGCCAGUUCCAUGUAGUCCAUCACCUUCAUCUGCCAUUCUUCCCGGGUGGGUAGAUCUUGUGUCUUACCUUUUACUUUUUUACCUCAUGCAUGACGGUAUACAUGCAUUUUGACAUGUCUCUUUUUUAUUUUAAUGUCGUUUUAGUAAAGCUAUGAUACAAAUUUCUGAUUGAUGUGUACAUUGCUAAAACUAUGGAACUUGCUCUCUCAGCUUGGAUUCAUUUUAAAAGAGGAUUAGACAAAUAUUGCAGAGGAGAAAGCUCUUAAUAGCUACUAGACAUGAUGGCUAUAUCCUUGACUAUCAGAGGCGAUCUAUGCCUCUGAAUGCCAAUUGCUGGAAAUCACAAGUGGAGAAGGCAGUGCUGUUCCCCUCAGGUCCUGCUUGUAGGUUUCCCUCAGGCACCUGGUCAGCCAUUGUAAGAACAGGAUACUGGACUAGAUUGGGCCAUUGGUCUGAUGCAGCAGGACUCUUCUUAGGCUCUUAAAUUUUAUGUAUAGAAAGCAUACAUGCCUUCUAUACUAUUAAUAUUAAUUCGGCUGAUUAAUAUUCUACAGCCUCUUAAAUGUGUUUGUGGGUGGGUGGAGGGGUUAUUGUUUUGUUGUUUUUGUUUUAAAUAUUUAUUUUAGCUUUCAUCGCGUAUUUUUAAUUUUGUGAACUACACUGAGAUUUUUUGAUGAAGGAGGUAUAUAAAUUUAAUAAUAAAAAAUAAGUAUCUGUUGCUCCUCCCACUUUUGCGUCUGGCCCCGCCCACCAUUGGUAUGUGCACCUUGUAAUAAUGUCAAUUUCCUGUAUUCCUAACAAAUCUGUUUGCUUGGGCCACCAAGACACUUUGUUUCAUGAAACUGACUAAUCAGUGUUUCCUCUCAGAGAUUUGCUGCUUGGACGUAAUUAUGCAGUAUAUGUUUGCAGUGUUUCUCCUUGUACCAGUCUGGGUAUGUAAUCAGGGAAGGGGAGGUCUUUGAUUCAGUUCACAUUUAAAUAUUAAGCUACCUAGUUCACACUGACACAAUACGAAAAUGGAAACACAGCUGUCCUUUGAAAUUUGUACUCUGAAAUUUGUACUUCUCUUAAUUUUGAAGCACAGUUCUCUAGCCAAGUGACUUCUACAAAAAUUCAUACUUACUGAACUAAAGUGCGCAGUAAAAUGCAUAUAUCAGUUAAAAUAGUAUACAAAAAAGGCAUUGUAUUGCGGGGGGGGGAUUGCUAUAUAAAAAUGUGUGUAUUAGGAAAAUCACCAUACCAAGAUACAUAUAUUAGGGGAAGUAAAAAUGCUGAUGACUAUACACACACACCACAAACAUAUGUGAAAAUGUGGAGAACGGAAUAUAAGUCUGGGAAAUUAGAAAAUGAGAAAAGCUGAUUUUGCCAGAAUCUCCCAUCCCUAAGAUGUAAUACCCCACCCCCAAACAACACUUCAUGGAUUGGCAAUAGAUUUGUGGGUUUCUCCAAUAUCAGGGAUUGGGAACCUAUGACCCUUCAACUCCCAUAAUCCCUGGCCAUUGGAUGAUAGGAGAUUUAGCCCAGGAACAUCUGGAGGGUACCACUUCCCAGUCCUAUAUGAACCUCCCUAUAAAUUAGGAUAAUCUUCCAAGUCCCUCUUGCAUGUCACAGUUUGGAAAAAAAAAACAUGAGCAAGGACUUUUCUGCAGUAACACCCUGGUCCUCACCAUGUCCCCGGUGGUGUUCAGGCAGGCAAGGAAGACAUUCCACAUAGCUUUUAAUGUAGGGCUGGUAUUUUAUUGUGGGUGUAUUCUACACCAUGCUCUUGACCCAGAGGUCACUUCUGCACCAUAUAUUUGGAGGCGAGGGAAAGGGGGUGUUAUUGUUUUGUUCUGUUUUUCUUCCUGUUUGUAUUAUGUAUUUUGUGUUUUUAUCUUUUAUUUUGAUGCUGUGAGCCGCCCUGAGAUCUUCGGAUGAAGGGCAGUAUAAAGGUAAAGGGACCCUGACCAUUAGGUCCAGUCGUGACCGUCUCUGGGGUUGCGGCGCUCAUCUCGCUUUAUUGGCCAAGGGAGCUGACUGCACAGGUCAUGUGGCCAGCAUGACUAAGCCGUUUCUGGCGAACCAGAGCAGCGCACGGAACGCCGUUUACCUUCCUGCCGGAGUGGUACCUAUUUAUCUACUUGCACUUUGACGUGCUUUCGAACUGCUAGGUUGGCAGGAGCAGGGACCGAGCAACGGGAGCUCACCCCUUUGCGGGGAUUCGAACCGCCAACCUUCUGAUCAGCAAGUCCUAGGGCAGUAUACAAAGUUAAUAAAUAAUAAUGAAAUAAAAUAAUAAUAUAUUUAAAGCAUUCUUAUACCAUUUUAAACAGUCCUGGCUUCCCAUCAAAGAAUCCUGAAAACUGUAGCUUUUAAAGAGCUUGGAAUUGUAGCUCUGAGUUGGGUAAACUACACUUCCCAGGAUUCAGUGGUGUAAAUGUGUGUUAAAUCUAUUGUGCAGAUGUGACUGAUCAGGGUGUAUCAGCUAUGAUUUUUUUCUGCUUUAUUUGUUGCUGGUGGAUUUAUUCUACUUUAUUAGUUGUUGUUAUUCAUUAUGCACGCUUCACUGUAAGGCCCAUGGGCAGGUUACAGCACUUUGAAAUACAACAUUUGUUAAAUAAUGUUUCUCCAAUGCUACCACAUUAUUGCUGUCCUAAGGGGCUAUAGCGCAUCCAGAGUGGGACAAAAAUAAUAAUAAUACUCCAGAACAUUGGUGGUAUGAAAAGUUAAAGGAUUUCAGCAGUAAGCCACAAGACUUGCAGUGACUAGAAAUAAAGCAGUGUUUUUGCCUCCAAACCUUUGAAGAUGUAAACAGUAUUGAAAGUGGAAUAGUGUGUGGACACCCCAAUAGCAUCAUGGGCACGAAACAUUAGCCAUGCACAAUAAAAAGGACUUUUGGAGGAGUGCAAACUCUGUUCCCUUUUUAUUUUUAAGGCUUUAGUUUUAAUUUUCGUUCCUUGAUGUUUACAUGGGGGGGGGAACCAUUUGAGAGGGGCUUCGCUAGGGCUAGAAAAGCAACAUUAUAUAUGUGUGUGUGUGUGUGUGUGUGUGUGUGUGUGUGUGUGGCAUUUUGUAGUCCAAGAAAAGCUCCAGUCACUGUUCACUUUCUGGCCUUUAAAAGACUGCAAGUCAAGUCCUCUUGACUGCAACAGAUUAACAUGGCCACUAUCCCUCUGCAAUUGUUCUCCUCUGUUGAUGUUGUUGUUUUUCCUACUUGGAGUGGUUCAGAGGGUUAAACCUAUGAAGCUCUGGUUCCUAGAAAGGCCUGUGGAAAUUUGAGAUGAGAGCUGCAGAGAGAGAGAGAGAGAGAGAGAGAGAGGAAGGGGGGGGGGAGGAAGGCUCCCUUUCCUUUCCCUUCUCGUCCCGCCUCCUGCCUCCUGUCUGACAUGAGAAACGGCCUCUUGCAUCUCGCUUCCCAACCUGGGAGCAAUCGAAGGGCUGCGGCAGACACAAAGGCUGCAAGGCGCGGGUGAGUUCAAGGAAGGAAGGAAGGAAGGGGGGGGACACCCGGAUGCAAGGUACAAAGUAGAGGCAGAGGGAGGGGGGCUGAGUGGGAGAGACGAGAGAGAUGGGGAACUAAUGCCGGAGGGAAGGAGCAGGGGGUCCUCGGAGAAACUUAAAAGUGUGCAAAAUUCGACUCGGAGCACUUGUGUGUCCAGAUGCCAUGUGGUUUGACAUGGGUGCUGUAAUGCAGUCUGGAUUUGCACGGUUACCAGGAACUGUUAUUGCAGAAGAACUGAGAGAGAGGCAGGCUGUCACCCCGAGAGGCAGGGCCUAAAUUGGAGGCUUUCCAAACUGUGCCCCGGGGAAUCCUGGAGUCCCUCUGAAGCUGAGCUCCGCGAGAGGAUCAGUAAUGGCGGACCAGCUUCCUGGGGCAGCGGGCUGGGGGGAGGUGGGGGGGACCAGCUUCCUGUUGCCACUGAUCUUCCCCCCAGGCAGGUGGUGCAGUGUGUCUCAGGUGCAAUCAAAGAGGACGGGAUGGCGAGGCCCAAGCCCGCCUGGCCAGCACAGUGCAUGAGCUGAACAGAGCAUCCCACUCCUCGAAUCCUCUUGUGGGGAGUUCCAUGGCCAACAUAGCCAGCUAGAUGAGAUGAAAAGUGCUAGUCUGUGUUGGUCACUGGCCCUUUGGAAGUUGUUGGGGGACGCAUAUUCCCCUUACAAGUCCCAGAGUUCCCUGGGAAAGGGAACUGAGAGUUAAACCACUCCAGGAAUUAUAGCUCUGUGAGUUGAAUAGGAGUCUCCUAACAAUUCUUAGCACCCUGAACAAACUACAGUUCCCAGGAUUCUGUGGGGGAAGCCAUGACUGUUUAAAGUUAUAUAAUACUGCUUUAAAUACAUAGUGCAGAUGGGGCCUGGGAGAGGAAAGGAGAAAGUUAGGGGGAAGGGGGUCAGUCUCACAACGCCAAAGUGAGCCAGCAAGUUAUUUAAUACACAUUUAUUUCAUCUUUUAAGAUGGACCUUGGCAUCAGUUAUCGGUGUCCUGGUUACUUCCUGGCUGGAUUACAGCAAUGCUAUUCAUGUGAAGCUGCUUUAAAAAACAGACAAAACCAAUGCCUCAUAAACUUCCAAUUGAUGCAAAAUGUUGCUGACAGGCUUGAGAUCUGGUGCCUAAAAUUUGGAGUUUUGUGGCUCCAUCUGCGAUGGUUGUCUGCUUUUGUUUUGGAGCUUUAUUUCAUGAAUGGCUGCUAUUAGUUGUUAAGGACCUGGAAUGGCUUGGGGCCAGGUUACCUCAGUAAUUGCUUGCACCCAUGUGAACCAGUGGGCACUGAGGAUCAGCUUCGGAGGUCCUGUGCUCUGCCCUUUUCCAUGUGUGAAAUUAGAUGGGCCAUGAUGACAGAAGCGGCCUUUGGUGGUGGUGGCCCCACAAUUGUGGAAUGCCCUUCCCACGAAAAAUUCACUUGGCUUUUCUUUCUGCCUUUCGGUUGGUGCUAAGGCUGUAUACACUCCAUACGUUUAAAGCACAUCACAUGCCCCCCAAAACCCUGGGAACAGUCUGUAAGGGUGCUGGGAAUCGCAGCUGUGUGAGAGAUAAACUACAGUUCCCAUUAUUCUUUGGGAGGGAGUAAUGGAUGUGUUUUAAAUGCAUUGUGUGUGUGCAGCCUAAGGUUCUUUAUUUUUUAUUAAUUUUCUUGAAAACAAAAACACACAAACUAGCAACUUGAUGUUCUUAGAUCUUUGCUGAAGUUCUGUUAGCAGUCCCUCCAAUUGUCUUACACACUGUUGCUUUGUUAUUUAAGGGUCGACAACGUGGCACCCAAGAGUGCACAGGUUUCUGCAGAGGCCUAAAUUGGUGCUUUCUAGAUCGUCCUCCCCCUACUUAAAUUAGGCAUGGAAGAUGCAUUUUGUUGUAACCAAUAAAAGAGGUUGUGGUGUGUGCUCAUGAGUCCCAGAUUCAGUCCCCAGCAUCUCCAGGCAGGGUUGGGAGAGACUCUCCCACCUGGAACCCUGGAGAGCUGCUGCCAGUCAGUGUAGACAAUAUUGAGCUAAAUCAUGGGUAGGCAAACUAAGGCCCAGGGGCUGGAUCCGGCCCAAUUGCCUUCUCAAUCCGGCCCGCGGACGGUCCGGGAAUCAGCGUGUUUUUACAUGAGUAGAAUGUGUCCUUUUAUUUAAAAUGCAUCUCUGGGUUAUUUGUGGGGCCUGCCUGGUGUUUUUACAUGAGCAGAAUGUGUCCUUUUAUUUAAAAUACAUCUCUGGAUUAUUUGUGGGGCAUAGGAAUUCAUUCAUUUCUCCCCCCAAAAUAUAGUCCGGCCCCCCACAAGGUCUGAGGGACAGUGGACCGGCCCACAGCUAAAAAAGGUUGCUGACCCCUGAGCUAAAUGGACCAGUGAUCUGAUUCAUUAUAAGGCAACUCCUAUGUUCUGUGUCCCUGAAUAGACUAGGACCAGACCAGACUGUGGCCCGUGGACUUCAAUCCGGUGGUCUGCGGUGUGUGUGUAGAACAGCGGGUGCAGCAACUGUGAACAGUGGGUGCAGUGCAUUAAAUAUUCAUCUUGAGUUCUAAUUGUAUUUUUAUUGCUGCUUUUGUAUUGUAUUUUUUAAUGUAUUAUUGUACCUUCUAUUGUAGUCGAUGUAAAAAAUUAAAAUACAAUUUAAAUAAUGAAAGAAGCAAUAAAAAUACAGUUAAAAAUCCUGCAGCAUCUAGCACAGUGCAUUACAAUUGCUACAACGGACAGAAAAAACCCAUUAACUGGUCUGCCAAGACUCUCAGCAGUUUUCAAGUGGUUGGGGUGGCGUGGGGGGAAGAAUCAUAGAAUCAUAGAAUUUUAGAGUUGGAAGAGACCACAAGGAUCAUCUAGUCCAACCCCCUGCACUGCAGGGGGAACUGCUGAAGGAGGCUAUGUUUUUAUACAGAUCAGUUUAUUGUAGUCUUGGAGCUGCUGGUACAUAACAUGACGUCGUUGUUAUCAAAACGCUGUGCCACAUUUUGCUUGUCCACUCUCACCAUUUAAUCUGGAUUUACUGUUUCUGUGUUUUUUUACUUAGUGGAUUUUCGACAGAGACAGUAAAACCAGAUUAAAUGUGGAAAUAAUUUGAGCUGGCAUCUUGAUGUGUGCGGAUGCUGCACAAAACUCGCACGCAUUCGCAGCACUGAGCUCGCACUGAACUGCUGUGUGGAAAUGCCUUUGAACUGCAUUGAUGGAGCAACAUUGCCAGCAUUGGAAGAAACUUGAAUGACUAUGUUCUACUUCUGCGGUGGGAGGAAGCAAUGCUUCUGAAUAGCAGUUGCUGGAAACCACAGAAGGGGAGAGGGCUCGAGGGCUCGGGUUCUGCUUCCAGGCUUCCCAUAGGCAUGUGGUUGGUUAUCAUGAGAACUUUUAACUUGCUUUUUAUAAUUAUUUUACUGUAUGGUUUUAUGGCUUUCUAUACCCCUGUGAUACAAUGGUAUAUAAUUUUUUUUUUAAAAAAAUAAAUAAACAAGAAAGAAAGAAAUAGGACUAAGAUGGGCCAAUGGCUUGAUCUAGCAGGGCUCUUAAGCACAUCUGGUAGUGCAGCAAUAAAGCUGCUAGCACAUUCACAAAGCUAAGCAGGGUCUGCUAUGGUUUCAGAUUGGAUGGGGGACCAUGUGUUGAGAUUCCUGGGUUGGACCAGAAGUCUGUUGGGGCCCCUUCCAACUCUACAAUUCUAAUAUAUUUUUUAAUGUUCUUAUGGGUUAUCAAUCCAUUCCCAAUGGCAGUUCAAAGAUCUGCAGGGUAAAGAGUGGCUUGCCCCCCAUAGGUACAUGGGGAUCCAUUGUCCAAAUGGAACCAGUGAUAUAGGGAGAGGUGGGUUGUUCAUCGUAGGACAUCUUAAAGCAGAGUUUGGAUGUGAAAUUCCUACCCUCCUACCCCAACUUAAGUCUGAAAUGGGACAGAGCUAGGAACAUAGGAAGUGGCCUUAUCUUGGCCCAUCCAGCUUACUAUUGGCCACAUUGACCAGCAGAGGCUCUUUAGGGGUCUUUCUCUUAGCUCUACCUGGAUAUACCCGGUAUUGAACCCAGGACUUUUGGCCUGGAAAGCAGAUGCUUGACCACUGAGCUAGGAAUAUAGGGAGCUGCUGCUUGAAAUUGGUGUUUCUCCUUGUUGCAGCAGUCGUAAUGCGCUGAAAUAUAUGGAAUUAGAGCUGUGAUGUAAUGAAACCCAAGAAUAUAUAAGAAAUAAAAGAAGCAACUGACCUGCAAUUAAAAAUCAAUGAAUAUUUAAUGAGAUGGAUGGGCUAUCUCUUGUCUUCAACCACAAAUCCACAUACACACUGCAGGCCACUGACAUGAAGCUCAAGGUCCUCCUCCUGAGGUCCCAUAUUCUCAUCCCCCAGCUUGCUCCAGCUCCCAAAUCUUCUUCCAUUCCUGCUCAUCACCCUCUCCAAGACAUCUCCAUGGGGUUUGAGACACAAGGUUGUUCUUCUGCUCUUAAUUCAGCAUAAGCUCUCAUUGGUCGCCCCCCGCCCCAUUUUUGGGAUACAUAACAAAAUUUACUUUUCCCUCUUUCCCAUUCAGGAGCUGGAUUCGGAAACCAAAAUGGAGGAACAGGAACCUGCAGGACCCGAACCACGGGAGACUUUGGAGGGGGGAGCCCGAGACCUUCAUGUUGUUCAGGUCGGGGCCACCGGGGAGUUGAUGGAAGGGGCCACGCCUCAGCAGUUUAAACGGGAGCCGGAGGACCAUUGUUGGGAGUCCCAGUUGCAGGACUUCUUGAAGGCGAUGCAGCCCUCCCGUUCGGGAUGGAGGAACCCGCAACCACCUCAGUACUCACUAGGAGAAGACACCAAGUAUUUCCAGACCUCCUUCAAGGGAGGGGCUGAAGGUGGCCGGUGGCCUAAGGUCGAGUGCAUGGACCAGAGCCCCCCGGGCCUCAGUGGAGACAGCAGCAAGGCCUACGAGAGCAGCCGAGAGUCACCGGUGAAAGUGAAGGAGGAGGUUCUGGACGAGGAUCUGGUCAACGUCGAGAUGAGGCGGCAGCGCUUCCGCCUCUUCUGCUACGAGGAGGCCGAGGGGCCCCGAGAGGUUUGCAACAAGCUCUGGGAACUUUGCCACCAGUGGCUGCGGCCGGAGACUCACAGCAAGGAGCAGAUCCUGGAAUUCCUGAUCUUGGAGCAGUUUCUGACUGUCCUGCCUCCGGAAAUGCAGAGCUGGGUCAGGGACCAGGGCCCCGAGACUUGCACCCGAGCCGUAGCCCUGGCAGAGCGGUACCUGCAAGAGUCCGAGGAACCCGAACAUAAGGCAAUUGUUUUGGAUUAAGGGUUUGGGGUUAGUGGUAACUACCUGCAGCAUUCAUGUUUUUUAUACUUGUCUGACUAUUCUGCAUCUCUCUCUCUCUUUUAAAAAAAUUAGCUGUCAGGCUCCUUGGAGAAGCCAUUUAACUCUCCCAUGUCAGAUCAUUCGCCAGCUGCUGUCCUGAAGAUGCAGCUCCCCUUGGAGGAAAAGCAGGAGGAUGACUGGGAGGCCACCUUAUCUGGUAAGUAUUCCUGCAACCCCAGGGGCGAGGGACUCUCACCAACCCCAGCCAAUAUGUCCAAUGCUCAGGUAUGAUCAGACUUGAAGUCCCCUGCUGUCUCCUUGAUCACUCUUUCUCAGUCUAAACCACCUCACAGGCUUGCAAGUGUAGCAGAGUUGUUAGAGUGCCAGACUAGAACCUGGGGGACCACGAUUCAAAUCCCCAUUCAGCCAUGCAGCUCACUGGGUGACCUUGGGCCAGUUAACUGCCUCUCAGCCUAGCCUACCUUGCAGGGUUGUUGUGGAGAUUAACUGAGGAGGGGGAGAAACAUGUACACCACCUUGAACUCCUUGGAGAAACGCCACCUUGAGCUCAUUUUUGAGUAAGGGUGGGGAUCGCUGGAAUAAAUAAAAUACAGUGGUACCUCGCAAGACGAAUGCCUCUCAAGACGAAAAACUCGCAAGACGAAAGUGUUUUUCGUUUUUUGAGUUGCUUCGCGAGACGAAUUUCCCUAUGGGCUUGCUUCGCAAGAUGGAAACGUCUUGCAAGUUUGUUUCCUUUUUCGUAAAACCGUUAAUACCCAGGGUGCAUUGCUUGAAGAGGUGCAGUUGCGACUUGACUUUGGGGAGCAACUCAUAGCACGCGGUGUGGUAGCCUUUUUUGAGGUUUUUGAAGAUUUUUUUGAAAAAAUUGAAACCGUGCUUCGCAAGACGAAAAAACUCGCAAGACGAAAAAACUCGCAGAACGAAUUAAUUUCGUCUUGCGAGGCACCACUGUAACGCAGUAUUCCGUUGUGGAAUUAGCUUGUCGGUGUUAGCUAAAUGGAAUCUCAUGGUUUGUUGGGAGGUCAAAGAGGAAAGAAGGCUGUUGCCCACACAUCCUGUUUGUGGGCUUGCUAGAGGGGUACCCGGUUGGCUACUGUGGGAAAGAGGAAGCUGGCCUCUGGGGUGAUGCAGCAGGGCCCUUCACUACGAUUCUUAUAUAGUGGUACCUCGGGUUAAGAACUUAAUUCGUUCUGGAGGUCCGUUCUUAACCUGAAACUGUUCUUAACCUGAAGCACCACUUUAGCUAAUGGGGCCUCCUGCUGCCGCCGCGCCGCCGAAGCCCAAUAUCUGUUCUCAUCCUGAAGUAAAGUUCUUAACCCGAGGUGCUAUUUCCAGGUUAGCGGAGUCUGUAACCUGAGGCGUAUGUAACCUGAAGCGUAUGUAACCCAAGGUACCACUGUAUUUGUGUUCCAACAGGCAAUGAGCAAGUGCAAGAUGACGACGACGAGGAGUCAUCCUUUCAGGCCGACCGGCCUGAUCAAGUGGGUAUUGGUGGGGCAUCGCUGGAAAGAGCCAAAGGGAAAGGUUUCCAGGGCCUUGAGAUGGACGGGAAGACUGAAAGUCGCCAGGGGCCUGAAGGUCACCUGGAAAGCCCUCCUGGGAAGGCUGCCAAGCUUUCUGAGGAAGGUGAGAGGGGCUUACGCGAAGGUUCCUCCCAGGAGGGAACCCACAGGCACGCUGACUCGGGGGAAAGCUCCUGCCAGAGCUUUGGCCAUCAGGAAAUGCAGCCGAUUGAAAAGCCCCACAAAUGCUCCUUUUGCGGGGCAAGCUUCUACGAGAGAACCCACCUGGUGAUCCACGAGAGGAUCCACACUGGGGAGAAGCCCUACAAGUGCUCUGUGUGCGAGACCUGGUUCUCGCACCCCUCUGAGCUCAUGAGGCACGAGGAGACCCACAUGCCCGAGAAGCCUCACAAGUGCGCGGUCUGCGGGAAGAGCUUCAACCAGAAAGCCUCCCUGAUCACCCACGAGAGGACCCACACGGGCGAGAAGCCAUACGAGUGCUCCGAGUGCGGGAAGAGCUUCAGCACCAGCUCCCAGCUCAUCACGCACAAGAGGGUCCACACCGGAGAGAAGCCCUACAGCUGCUCGUACUGCGGCAAGAACUUUAACCAGAAAGCCUCCCUCAUCACCCACAAGCGGACCCACACGGGAGAGAAGCCCUACGAGUGCACGCUGUGCGGGAAGAGCUUCAGCGCCUGCUCGCAGAUCAUCAACCACAUCCGGGUGCACACCGGAGAGAAGCCCUACGAGUGCUUGGAGUGCGGGAAGCGCUUCGGGAGCAGCUCCCACCUCACCGACCACAAGAGGACCCACACGGGCGAGAAGCCGUACAAGUGCCCCGACUGCGGCAAGAACUUCAGCCGGAGCUCCAACCUGACGGCGCACAGCCGGAUCCACACGGGAGAGAAGCCAUAUAUAUGCUCAGGGUGCGGCAAGAGCUUCCGGCAGAAAGCCUCCCUCAUCACACACAAGAGAACCCACACGGGAGAGAAGCCUUUUGAGUGCUCCGAGUGCGGCAAGAGCUUCAUCUCGAGCUCUCGCCUCGUCAGCCAUAAGCGGGUACACACGGGGGAGAAGCCCUACGAGUGCUUGGAGUGCGGGAAGUGCUUCAUUUCCAGCUCCCACCUCCUAAGUCACAAGAGGGUCCACACGGGAGAGGAGCCAUAUAAAUGCGCGUAAGAGCGGGGAGAGGCUUUGGUCACUAGGCUGGCCCUCCUGAUGGGGCCACUUCACCCAUCGCCCCGGCCAGGAAUCUUGUAAAUCAGGGAUGGCCUUAGCUUCUGUAAUCUCGAGGGCCGUUUUUAUUCUCUAACAUUAAGGCGCGGAAUCUCUCUUACAAUUUAGAAAGAAGACACGUAUAUUUUUUCUCUCCAUAGGUAUAAGUUUCCUCCAAAGGCUGGUCAUUCAUCCUGGCUGUUAAGGCUUGCUGGUGUGAUGGGCACCAACAUGGCUAGGCCUGUGGUUUGUGCAGAUCUCCCAGCCUCCAGCCCAUGAAGAGUGCGCAAGUGUGGCACAUGUGCAUGCUGCAUUCCCCACCUCCAUCCCCCAUACAUAAGGGGAGAUGCACACAUUCGGCUAGAAGGACCCGUGGUCUGACUUGGCGCAAAGCCAGCUUUGUUCUUAUGGUGCCUGCCACCUGCCUGUGAGUCCCAGCUAGCAAACUCUGUAGACCAUCCCUGAGGUCAAGGGAAGGGCCGUGGCUCACUGGCAGUACACAAGCUAUGCAGUUCCAGACUCAGUCCCCACAGCCUCCAGCUAGGGCUGGGAGAAUCCUGUGCCUGGAACCAUAGAGAGCAGCUCACGGUCAGUGUAGAAAGUUCUGAGCCAGAGGGACCUGCGGAUUGACCGUAUAAGGGAACUUCCUGUGUUCUGGUGACACUCUUUGGGUCAGGGAUGGGGCCCUUUGCCUGGUGUUGAACUGCAACUCCCAUCACCCUUCUCUGCUGGCCAUGUCAGCCAGGGCCAUUGGGAGUCAACAACAUCUGGAAGUUCCCUAUCCCUGCCACAGAGAAUAGCCAAGGUGGAGGGUGGGCAGGACUCGGCAUGGAGAUGAACAAUUCAGCUCUUCCAAGGCAGUGUCUCUCAAGGCAGCUUUCCAGAGCAUCUCGUCCACUGAAGCAGCCCUGAACGGUCGCCGCCACAAAAUGGGAGUGUGUUGCAGAGGAUUCUGGGAAAUUUAUUAUGACAUACACCCACCCACACAUAGUUUGCAUGGAAACACCUGCCUGGGCCUCUUGGGCCUCUAAACUUGUCACCGCCUUGAAGCCCGACGGUGUCUUUCAGCACACCCAACACACUCUUAUAGAUGAGCAUUUCAUUGGUUUUGAGAAUAUUCGUUGCAUUGUGGUGGCCUCGCUUUCCUUUCAGAGGACAGCUUGUCCUCCAUUUCCUUUCUUCUCUUCUGAGAAAUUGCCAAACAUUCCCAUUCGCACCCCAGGAUGUAGUUUGAAAACACUUCUGAUAACUCUGUCCUCCUUCCCUUUUCAUUGGAAAGCUGGCAGGGUAUGGAUUUGUAGAAGCAAAAGUAUUUUAUGGGAUGGCAGGAGACCUGUAUAACUGUUAUUCUCCUCUGCCACCCAACCACUGCGCCACAAGUUUCUUGCAGGCAAAUGAUCCUCUGCUGCACCUGGCUGUGAACAAAUUCAUCCAGUCCCACUGUGUUUUACCACCCCUAGCCUGUGACGUGUGGCCCUAUUUUUGUCCCCCCGUCCUGAGUGAAUCUAGGGCAAGCUCACCUCUGCCCUUCAUUUUUCUGCCUGAGUGGAUGGGGGAUAUUUGCAUGCAUGCUGUACUGACCUCCUCUGAGGGCCUGACCGAAUAGUCAAGGCCAUGAGCUAAGCACGCGUUGCAGGUAGAGCACCGCAAAUGGUCCCCUCCCCGCCCAGAAAUAUGAUGUAAAGCGCUAGAUGUAUCAUCCUUUAACUGCUUUCAAGUUCACAGCAGAGGUGCCUGCCCCCAGUCUUAACAUAGAAUCAUGGAAUUGUAGAGUUGGAAGGGAUCCCAAGGGUCAUCUAGUCCAACCCCCUGCAAUGCAGGAAUGUUGAGCUCUUGCUGCUCACUUGCUUGGCCCGAGUAAUUCAAGCCUCUUUCCAGACCCGUUGUAUUAAUCAGCCAAGGGAAUAUAUAGUUUUGCAGAGCGAUGGUGGGGAACCUCAGCCCCUGGGGUCCAGAAUGCGGCCCUCCAGACCCCUUUGCCACUAGUUUGAAGUUCCUGGGAGGCCGCCCACGAGGGACUGUGCCCUCUGGCUGGGAAAGUUUCCUAUAGAGGCAGAAGGUAGAUUGGGAUUGUGGUGAUAGUUGCAGCAGGUUGACAAAUAGAUUCUGACUCCUGGUUGUUUUACAGGAGCUAAGCACACCCAACUCCCAAGAAACCUCCUGGGCUGCCAAAAUGGGAAAAACUAAGUAGUGAUGGAUUGUAGUAUAGAAGGACUGUAAGCUCAGUUCAGUUCUGGUACUGGAAACAAGCUAGGCUUAGCAUGUGUUUAGGAGCACCCUGUUGUGUUAAAGAAUUGAUUUUUUUGGGGGGGAGGGGUUAACAUGACUCUGCAGACGGUCCUGGACUCUGACUCCCAGCAGCAUCAGCUAGCAUGGCCAGUGAACAGGCAUCAUGGGAGUUUAAGUCUCAGCAACCUCUAGAGGGCUGCAGGUUCCCCAUCUCUGAUACAUAGCAAAUGUGGAAGCAGGGCUGAGAAACCAUUCGAGUCCUGAAAACCAUAGUUUGUCAAGGCUGCUGUUGUCCUCAUGGAACAGUUCCCACACCCUUAACAAACUACGGUCCCCAGGAUUCUCUAGGACUGCUAAAGUGGUGUAAGAGUGCCCUGAAUGCACUGGGUGGGUUAGGGAUGAGGGAGAUGUUGGAUUCAAUUUGCAUUUAAAGGCGAGCUUGCCUAAUUUGCGUCUUCUGAAACAAUGCGCGAUCCAAAACACAGCCAUCCUUUGAACUUUGCACUUCUCUGAAUUUUGCCAUGCGGUCGUGCAGGCAAACAGUGUGUACAAAAUGCAUAUACUAGGGUAAGGUGUGCAUAUAAAUGCACAUGUUAGCAAAAAUACCAUUAAAAUGAAUUAUAUUAGAGGAAAUUGCUUUGGGGAAAUGUGCGUUUUAGGCAAAAUUACAUGCAAAAAAUGUAUAUAUUAGGAAAAAUUCACACUAAGAUGCUGAUGAAUUUUCAUGAGGACUUUUUUUUUUAGAGGAGAAAAUUGCAAACUGAUGUGGAAAAGCAGAGAAAUGAAUUUAAGAUUGGGGGAAAAUGAGAAACUGUACUUGACAUAUUUGUCCAUGCCUAGUGUGGAUAUGACCUUAGUAUGGGGGUACUGGAAGAGGAGGAGGACUAAGGAGUGGAGAGCAAAUUGCAUAAAGUGCGUGUGAGUGAGAAAAUUAUAAAAGCAGGUUAGGUGCAUGUGCAUUUUUUUCUUGGAGAAAGGGUGAUUCUCUGGCCCGGUUCAGACGUGCAUGUACUGUACACUAGCAACUAAACACGUCUCUCUUGCAAAGGUCCAGUUUGAGGUGAAUGUGAGGAGAAGUGCAAACUCUUUGCUGUCUUCUUGAUUCGACCACAUGUCACAUCACUUGAAGCCUGCCUACAGCUGUCCAUCAAUGAGCAGACAUGUUGGCCUGCCCCAAAGCGGACAGUUGGCAUGUCCUGGAUAAAGUGGUGCUCCCAGGAAUAACUGGGAUGCGGAGGGAAGGAAGGAGACUGCUUAACUGUCCCCCUCCAGGAUGAAGAGAACGGCGCUUUAUGGGGAAAUUACAUAAUGCUGUGGUGGGAAACCGUGGCCCUCCAGGUAAAAUUGGACUACAACUCCCAUCAUGCCUGACUAUUGGCUAUGCUGACUGGAGCUGAUGGGUCUUGGAGUCCGCCAACAUCUGGAAGACUACAGAUUCUCCCGCCCAGCUUUUAGUGUUCACUGUGGUAUACAGUGUUGUUUUUCCAGAAAAAGAGGUGCUGGAACUCACCGUGAACACCUCUUGUACAGUCAAACCUCGGUUGUCAAACGUAAUCCAUUCUGGAAGCCUGUUUAGCUUCUGAAACGUUUGACAACCAAGGCGUGGCUUCCGAUUGGUUGCACAAGCUUCCUGCACUCAAGCGGAAGCUACGUUGGAUGUUCAGCUUCCAAAAAACAUUCGAAAACUGGAACAUUUCCUUCCAGAUUUUUGGCGUUCGGGAGCUGAGUCAUUCGAAAGCGGGGCUGUUCAGGAGCCGAAGUUUGACUGUAAUGGCAAUGGCGGCCGCCUGAGGGGUGCCAAAACUGAGUUCUGGAGAGUUCUGGCUGAAAAAAAGCCCUGGGUGUAUACAAGAUGAAGAAAAGCGAGUUCGUGUAGGAGAGUCAGAACAGGGCAGCAUGCUGGGAGCAGACGAGAAAUUAAUUUAGAUCUCACCCACCCAAAAGGUGGACAUGUCUUCUUGCAAAGGCAGAAAGGGAAGGUUUCAUGGGUGCUGCCAGGUGAGCUGUUUGUUGAGCCUUCGUCCUGCUUUGCUUGCUUGAUUAGAACGGCAUUCUGGUUUGUUCGCGAGGAGGCUAGAUGGCGUAACAUUGAGGCAAGUGUUUUCCCACACUUUCCUGAGCAUUUCCCCUCCCCUUUGCUUAUUGUAAGGAAGUAGGUUUGUUGUGCAAGAGCUCCAAAUGAACUAUCAACUAUCUUUGCACAACCCUGAUUUUGCUCACAUUGUGAUCCUCCUUGCAAAUAAUGACAACCUGGAAGUUCAGCACUUGGGAUCUAGAAAGGAGUAAAGGAAGGGAUUUUUAAAUAAAUAAAUACAAAUAAUCAAUAUUUUGAAAGAUAGAGAGAUAACGGUAGUCUUUUUGCUCCCCUCUCCCCCCCCCUUCCACUAGUAGGGCUGUUUUAGCUUGAUCUGUUUUUCCCCCUCUUCAUAUAUCUAGGAUUGGCCAGUUAUGGCAGGCUGUUCCCCAGGUGGUGUUAAACUACAACUCCCAUUAGCUAUGCUGGCUGGGGCAGGUGGGAGUUGUAGCACAACAGCACCUGGAGGGCACCUGGUUGGUGAAGGGUGCUAUGGGCACUCAGUAUAAAUUGGGAACAACAUGAUAAGGAAUCCUUGCACACUUAAGGCAGAGCUUGGGAGCCUGCAGCCCUCUCGGUGUUGCUGUGCUCUCCACUCCCAUCAACUUCAGCUAGCGUAGUCAAUAGGGAUGAUGGGAAUUGUAGUCCAACCACAUCUGGUGGGCCAGUGGUUCUCUCCCCCUGUGCUAAGGUAACAACGGCAGCAUCUGCCCCAUAAUUUGCAACUUUUUCAAUGAGCUCAGGGCCAAAUACAAAUGGAAAAGGGGGCAGGCAGGAGUGGAAAUCCUUUUUUGUCCUAACGAUAACCCUGUGAGGGAGACAAGGCUGGAGAGGAGGGACUUCCCAUAUGACGCUCAGUAAGAGUGAAACUAGAUGUGGGGUGGGAGAAGUUAAUUGUAUAGUUUAUUCAAUCCUGAUUUCUUUUUUUUUAAGCAGGGGAAUAAAGAUUGUGAUGGUAGAGGGAGGGGUUGUUCAUCCCACGACGUGGAGUGUGUUUGGAGGGUGUGGGGGGACGAACCUUGAACCCUCCCCAGCUCCCCUUUCCUUGCUCAUUGUCUUGAAGCAGUUUCCUCACUGGCAGUGAGCUGGAGAGAAAAAUGCUUGAAAUACAAUGACAAGGAAGGAGGCAGCAUUUUGCUCCUCUCCCUUGCAAACACCCUUUUUUGUGGAAAAUUAGCCUCCAACCUUUCUGAACCCAAGACACUCACUAUCAGCUCAGACACUUAAUGGGGGUCCUCUCCCUCCCCCCCCCCCAUUUCUAUACACAAACAGUUAAAGAGAUAAACAAACAUGACGCUCCAUCACAAUUAGUUUCUCUUUCAUGGAUGAGGGGACAUUUGAACCUGGCUCCCCUGGCUUUGCUGUACCGUGACAACAGGGAACACAGUGCCUGGAAGGGCAUGGGGACGGUAUCAUCCUCUCUAGGACUUCAGAACAAGGUCUUGCCCAAGCCUCCACAAGAAGAACAUGGCCACACUUCCAUCUUCCUACAAGAAGUAAGAGGGGUCAGAAAAUGGACGCCUUUCUCAAAGAUGGGGCAUCAUGAAAUGGAUGCCUUUCUUGGAAUCUGCCUGUACUGCUGGGAGAAAUUGAGCUGCACCGUCUCUCUUGAAAUUAUCAGCCCACCGCCCUCCUCCAGCUUCCCUUGACCUCACUUAUUCUUAAAUCCACCUUUCACGUCCGUUUAUAUCCCUCGACGUGUCUGCAUGUUUGCUGUUCACAUGAAGAGGCACAGGGAGAGGUGAACACUGCUUCCUUCCUAUGAAUGUUUGUGAAUCUGUAGUUGUAAAAAUGCAUUAAAAAAAACCUUAAAUUCAAUUUAUUAGGGAUAUGCAUUACUUGUAGAUUUUACAUUAAAUUCUCCCC